CGGUUUGGGAGGGUACGGAAAAUCCAGUGAGAUUACUCAAGUGAAGCCGGAGACCCAGCACGCAUCGCCGGCCUGCCAUGACGCAAAACUCCGCUAGCAAGCUUCUGAAUGGAGACACCGUACACCGGACGAAACAAGACAAGAAAACGGGCGGAAAUGGGUUCGUGAAGAACCACUGCUUGUUCCAGCAGAAGCGAUACCGCCGCCCGGCGGAGAAGAACCAUCAUGCUUCAUGUACUUCGCUUUAUAAAAAGCCAUUUGUGGAGUCGUUUGAGGAGACGCCGCUCCUGGUUGCCGUCCUCACCUACAUAGGCUACGGCAUCCUUACAAUUUUUGGCUAUCUGCGAGAUUUCCUGAGGGACUGGAAGUUUGAGAAGUGUCAUCUGGCCAGAGAGAGAGAAGAACAGAAGGAUUUUGUUCCUCUGUACCAGGACUUUGAGAACUUCUACACCAGGAAUCUGUACAUGAGGAUCAGAGACAACUGGAACAGGCCCAUACGCAGCGUCCCUGGAGCCAAGAUGGACCUUGUGGAGCGGGUCACACCUGACUACAACUGGACCUUUGAACACACAGGAAAGGUUCUGAAAGAUGUUAUUAAUAUGGGCUCGUAUAACUACCUCGGCUUUGCUGAGAAUACCGGCACGUGCGCUGAUGCUGCCUCUGAGUGCACUGUGAAAUAUGGCGUGGGGGUGUGCAGCUCCAGGCAAGAGACAGGAAAUCUUGAUAAGCAUGAAGAGCUGGAGAAGCUGGUGGCCAGGUUUUUAGGGGUGGAGUCAUCCAUGGUCUUUGGAAUGGGCUUUGCUACAAAUUCCAUGAAUAUUCCUGCGCUCAUGGGAAAAGGCUGUCUGAUCUUAAGUGAUGAGCUCAAUCAUGUAUCUCUGGUUCUGGGUGCCCGUCUCUCUGGCGCUACCAUCCGUGUAUUUAAACACAACAAUAUGCAAAGUCUGGAGAAGUUGCUCUGGGAUGCUAUCGUGCAUGGCCAACCUAGAACCCACCGGCCCUGGAAGAAGAUCCUCAUCCUCGUUGAGGGAAUUUACAGCAUGGAGGGCUCAAUAGUCCGACUUCCUGAGAUCAUUGUCCUAAAGAAGAAAUACAAAGCCUACCUGUAUCUGGAUGAGGCCCACAGCAUAGGGGCACUAGGACCAAGAGGCAGAGGUGUAGUGGACUACUUUGGCCUGGAUCCAUGUGAUGUUGACAUCAUGAUGGGCACUUUCACAAAGAGCUUUGGUGCUGCUGGAGGAUACAUCGGAGGAAAGAAGGACCUGGUUGAUUACCUCCGCUUACAUUCUCACAGUGCAGUUUAUGCUACCUCAAUGUCCCCACCCAUCACCCAGCAGAUUAUCACUUCAAUGAAGUGCAUUAUGGGAGAGGAUGGCACCACAUUAGGUCAGGAAAGACUCUGUCAGCUGUCAGAAAACACAACCUACUUUCGCAGGAGAUUACAUGAGAUGGGCUUUAUCAUCUAUGGGAACAAUGACUCCCCUGUUGUACCCUUGAUGCUCUACAUGCCAGCUAAAAUCGGAGCAUUUGGGCGGGAGAUGCUGAAGAGGAACAUUGGGACAGUGGUGGUUGGGUUCCCUGCUACACCCAUCAUUGAGUCCCGAGCUCGUUUCUGUGUUUCUGCCGCCCACACGAGAGAGAUGCUCGACACAGCUUUAAAUGCCAUCAGUGAAGUUGGAGAUCUACUCCAGCUGAAAUACUCCAGAAAAAACAGACAUGGGAGUGAAGGAACUGACCUUUUUUCAUAUCUGGAGAGCCACCAGGACUAGCACUUUGUCAUGAUGGACUGAUAGUAUCUUUCUUCCACCCCAAAGCGAUUUAUGUCAUACUAAAGCAUCAUUUUUUUUAAUGUUGAUUCAUUUCAGUGGACACUCAUUGAAGCCAACCAACUGACCAAAUUUCAAGUCUUACCUUUGGGUUAAGUAACCAAUAUUAAUUUCAUCGUGCAAUAUCAACUGUAGUAAAGACUCCACAUUGUGUUCAGCAUCGGAAAUGACACAGGAUAAAAGUUAAUGCCUUAGUGUCAGGGCUAAUUUAUCCUUCUACACAGUCUGAAACAAAUGAGAGUACACAAAAUGAUUUUCUGAUAUUUGAUACAAAUAUGAUCAGUGUUUCUGUCUUGUUUUCCAUUAAAAUAUGUUAAAUAAGAUGAAUUCACUCAGGAUUAAGGUUAGAUAAUAGUCUUUUUACUCCGUUUGCAAGCAAUGUUUUUAAUAAAUUUAGUAAAAUUUAGUAAGAUUUGCACUUUAAACGAAAAAAAAACAAAACAAUACGCCAAUGGAUGACAAUAAACUUAGUUCAAGACAUAUAUUGUCUGAGAAGUCUUAUUAUAUUACAGUUUUACUUUCAAACUAGUAAAGAUUUAAGCAAAAUUUAAGGAUAUUUAGAUUUUUACUACAAAACAAGACAGAAAUCCUGAUUAAGAAAAUGAUUUUUUCAGUGUACAGGAAACCCCCACACUGGCAUAUAUUUAAAGAAAUCUACUUAUGAAGGACAGAAAUGAUAAUAAACCAUAAAUUAGAAUGUGACUUCAUAUCCAUAUAAAUGUAUCUAUAAAAAAUAUUGACAUAUAUUUAUUAAUGCACAUUGCAGUGUGUCUGCAUUUAACUUAUAGCUUUGCGUAAGUCCACAAAUCUUCAAAUAUCAAAUUUUUUUUUUUUCUUUCCACAAUGCAAAUAUCACCACGUAGGUAAAUCAGCGAUGUCUUAAUGAACUUGUCCAGAGGAAUAUUAACAACAUUCUCUGUUUUGUUUCAUCAGAACUUUCCAGUAUGGAAAAUUAUGAUGAUGUUUUCUGUAUUUUAAUUUGAGUUGUGGUACUUUCCACGAAUAGGGUACAGUUUGGUGUCCCUUAUUUGUAUCCUUUUUUUUUUUUUUUUUUUUUUUAGUUUAGUAAGCACUAGAGGAACAAAGCCCAUUAAUUAACCCAUACAUCUCCAAACAUUAUUUAGACAAUUUUUAGUUUUUCAUUUAAUAUUUAUUGAUAAAUAGAAAAAAUAACAAUCACAUAAAUCCUGGGUCUGUUAAACUGUAUUUACACAUGUCCCAAAUUUUGGUAAUAAUGUUUUAAAAACUGCAAACCUCAUAAACAUAACAUAUAAUAUUUAGUUUGACAUUUUCUGAAGGUUAUGCCUUACACUCACCAUCUGUUUAAAAAUGCAUCUUUUCCCCAGAAUUUCAGAAAUCUUUCAUUGAGCCAACAGAAAUAGACUGACAUUGUUCAAUGUUCAACGUUUCAUUCUUUAUGUCUGCUGUUAACAGACAGCAUUGAAAAUGUUUGUUGCCUUUUGUAUUGUUAUAUAGUUGCUUUUUGAUUUGCUCAUUUUAAGAGAAAUCUUUAAGAAUUUGUGUUCUUCUAACAAAAGUGCUAAAUACGGGUCACUGAUAUAUGAUAUGAAAUGAGCUCUUGUCUGUAUGUAUGAUGAUGUGGCUUAUGAAUGCCUGUCGGAUGUACAUUUUUUUCACCGUAAUGUUUUUUUUUUCUGCAUUCCCUAUUGUGUUUUUUGAGUCUUGUUCUUAAUCUGAAAGGCAGCUCUAAUUAUGUCUCUAAAAGCAGACGUUUGUAAGUGGGACUAUAUGAUCUCCGAGCUACUAAUGACUGUUAAGAGAUGCAGAUAUGACGUCGGCACACUGGCUUUAAGCAGCCUGUAUAAAUGCAAGUAAUGCCACCGAGCUGCAUUUGACUGUGAAACCAAAGGGCAUUCCACAGUUUUUGUUUGUUUUUCUUAUACAUUUUGAGUUGCAUUUUUUUCAUCAGAUAUGCAUACUAUCACAUUUGUCGCACUUCUCCAUGCAAGAAACUGAAAUUCGUUGAACGUGACUGAUCAUUUGUUUCUGAAGAUAAUUAAAUGACUUAUAUUGAA
This is a messenger RNA of Sinocyclocheilus rhinocerous, 3862 nucleotides long. Its product is annotated as serine palmitoyltransferase 2-like. Gene Ontology annotation, molecular function: pyridoxal phosphate binding; serine C-palmitoyltransferase activity. The transcript is spliced from 12 exons. Gene Ontology annotation, biological process: sphingosine biosynthetic process; ceramide biosynthetic process. Gene Ontology annotation, cellular component: serine palmitoyltransferase complex. Bases 78 to 1769 code for a protein of 563 amino acids. Lineage: Eukaryota; Metazoa; Chordata; Actinopteri; Cypriniformes; Cyprinidae. The record is from RefSeq and is a predicted model, not a curated record.